GAGUUGGUGUCGCAGGGUGUCUUCAGGAAGAUCCACCACGGGUCCGUGCCGGAGGACUUCGCCAACCUCGAUGAUGGCGAUGAUCUGGUGGUUUUAGCGGGCAGCCCGGGGAGCGUGGAGGUCCUGGAAUACUUGGUGGGCUUACCAUCAUCAGCAUCACCGGAACCGCCACAAAAGAAACACAAAGCCACACCAUCGGAUGCAGACAUCCAGCUCCCAUCGGCUUCGACACGCGUAAAGUUGGUCCACUCGUUGUUCACCGGCGUGGACUCUCUGAACCCCUCGCGCUUGCAGAGCAUCCUCGGAAGGCAUGGCAUCCCUCUGUCCAACACCCGGUCCAUUUUCGCAGAGAUGCUCGCCCAGCAUGUCCUCCUCAGCAUCCUCUACUUCAACCGGCAGGUGCCGCAGCUUUUAGCCAAUCGACGGGACCAAAAGUGGGAUCGCUUCGCUUCGCCAUCGACACUCUCAAUGACGAUGGCUGUGUGCGGCUUCGGGGACAUUGGCCGCUGCUGUGCACGGCGGGCGGCACUGGGCUUGGGUUUGAAGAUGCUUGGACUUCAGGGUUAA
Molecule: messenger RNA, 567 nt
Organism: Symbiodinium sp. CCMP2456
Lineage: Eukaryota; Dinophyceae; Suessiales; Symbiodiniaceae
Source: the annotation of a GenBank genome assembly